AUGUCCUGCAUCACCGAUAUCUGCCCGAUUUGUACUUUCGACGUGGCUAGGCUGCCAACCCUGCCCAAGCUCUCUGGGCGACUAUCAGGUUUGGCUAAUCUCGCGCUCACUCUACGGUGCACCGCAUACUAUUACCACGAAAUAGCAAGCAGUACUUCGAAAACGGCUGCCGCCAUGUUCGCGUCCAAGAGACUAGGGAAGGAGCUCCAGAAGAUGCACGACAAGCUACCACCUGGCAUUACCCUCAUCCAAGCCGAAGACUUCAAGACCUGGCUCGUGGACAUUCAGGUCAUGGACAAUAACCCGCUCUAUGCCGGAGAAACAUAUCGACUCAAGUUUGUCUUCAGCGACUCAUACCCUAUCGAAGCCCCAGAAGUCACCUUCGUCAAGGACGCCGAACAUCCCAUUCCCUGGCACCCGCAUAUCUACUCCAAUGGUAUCAUCUGUCUGGAUCUGCUCGACCGUUCAGGAUGGUCACCUGUUCAUAACGUUGAGAGCGUAUGUGUCAGCCUGCAGAGCAUGCUUACAAGCAACACGAAGAAGGAGAGGCCCCAGGGCGACGAUAACUUUGUGAGGUACAACACCCAGCGGCCCAGGGAUAUCAACUUUGUGUUUCAUGACGAGACGGUUUGA
Molecule: messenger RNA, 633 nt
Organism: Plenodomus lingam JN3
Lineage: Eukaryota; Fungi; Ascomycota; Dothideomycetes; Pleosporales; Leptosphaeriaceae
Source: RefSeq, a predicted model, not a curated record